GGCUUCAGGAUCACGAACUGAAACCAAAAUGCCUUUGCAGGCUUUGCUUUUCACUUUUCAGAUUUUAACGUAAACCAGAAAGGAUCGAGAAAUUAAAUUAAUACGGCACUACUACGGCCUUAACUUGCAGAUCUGAAGUUAGCAAGCAACCUGGCAUAUUUGUAAUUUGCGGACAAAGCUGAUCGUGGAUGUGUACAAAAUCUCAGAAUAUUCAUUUGCGAGUGCGAUCUAACGACGACCAGAUGAGAUAAUAAUGUUGCUAGCAUUACGAUGAUCACUAACGCACGUUACGCACCUGUGGCUCCUGUCCCGAUUGACUGUGUCAAAACAUUGUUUUGAGUUCACAGUGGAAUGGCGAAUUUUUCCGCGAAUCGAUUGUUCCACUUGCUUCGUUCUGUUAGCAGUAAUUUGCUCAUCUCAGGAGCAGGACAGCGGACGGUAUUAGAGCCGCGCUCCCAUGGAUGCAGAUAUGUCUCUGCAAAGAUGGGCAGACCCAGGGAGACUGAUCCACAUUUCGACGAAGUAAAUAUUAACCAGUACAGCAAGAAUGAUCCUGUCCUUUCCUUGCGAACAUACAUGUGGGGUAAUGCGCAGACCGGUGCUGUUGGUGUAGCGGAGUAUCCGCGGCCAAAAAUCAAUGCAAGGAAGCCACCCGUUUUACGCAAGCAUCAUCCAAUACGGCUGCCGUUCUGUGAACUGACGAGAAUUCGCUUCAAGCAAGUCAGUUGUGGAUAUGGAUUUACUCUGUUUCUUACGAGCAUACCCGAUAUGCAGAAUAAUUCAGUGUAUGUUACGGGACUCAAUACGGAUUCCCAGCUGGGAUUCCAUCCAAAAAUGAACAAGGACCGGUCGAUGAAAACUGUUCUGGCGCCUAUUCCGCUGGAUCUCCCACUGAGAAACCGUAAAGCGAAAGUUUUACAGGUAGCCGCUGGACGUGCGCAUUCUGUGAUCCUGACGGAAGAGGGAUGUUUUGCGUUAGGGAAUAACGCUUAUGGUCAGUGUGGCCGAAAAAUUGUCGAAAAAGAAAAUUACGCCAAUAACUCCCGAAUACACCGUGUCCAAGACCUUCCCGGCGACGUGAUAAAAAUUCAUUGCAGCCAGGAUACGAGUUACUUCCUAACCGCCAGCGGGCAGGUGUAUAGUUGUGGCUGGGGUGCAGAUGGACAGACCGGAAAUGGGACCUAUGACACCACAAGCGUGCCAGUGCGAGCCGUGGGUGAUAUCGCCGGAGAGAGAAUUGUGCAUCUCUCAUCCGCUGCGGACUGCGUUCUGGCUUUGAACGACAAAGGCCAAGUUUUCGGUUGGGGUAAUUCAGAGUACCAGCAACUGUCAACAGUGACGCGAGAGCCGCAAACGCCGUAUCCGCAGUAUUUACCAUUUGAUAAAGAACUUGGCCAAAUCAAAAACGUUUCCGCUGGUGGAACUGUUUGUGGACUCAUAAACGCACAGGGUCAAGCUUUUGUAUGGGGCUUUGGUCUGCUGGGAAAAGGACCAGAAAUUCAGAAUGCUGACUUUCCGUCUCCGAUGCCAAUGGGGCUUUUUGAAGCAGCAGAAUUCGAUGAAAAAAAUCCAUUAAAAAGCAUACAUUGUGGAAUGAUGCAUCACGCGAUUAUUUCGGAACGAGGAGAUCUCUACACAUGGGGCGCUAAUGAUUUUGGACAGCUUGGAUUAGAUCACUGUGGUAGAGAUAUUCAGUAUCAUCCUUUAAGGGUAAACAUCUCCGCAAGAGUCCAACAGAUUAGUUUAGGCGUCGAUCAUUCUGGCGCUAUUUGUCGGGCUAAUAUCUGAUAUGUUUAAGGUUGUUUAAUCUUUUGGAUUCUUUUAAUGAUGAGACGGUAUAUAGUCAACCGGUAAAACCCAAUAACAGACCGUGUUUCACACAUUUUCAACAGCCAUCGAAUUCUCUGGUCACCUUCUCACGAAGAGAUUUGUUAAUAAAUAAUUCUACUGCCGUUAACGCCAUUAUUUUAGCCAUUCGAAGACAGUACGGCUGAGUUUUAGAAGAUCCGGCUAGUUUUUGAAAUUCUCUAGUAUGUAUCAAAUGAGAUUCU
Messenger RNA from Paramacrobiotus metropolitanus, 2051 nucleotides. RefSeq names its product RCC1-like G exchanging factor-like protein. Lineage: Eukaryota; Metazoa; Tardigrada; Eutardigrada; Parachela; Macrobiotidae. The transcript is spliced from 2 exons. The record is from RefSeq and is a predicted model, not a curated record. The coding region runs from base 352 to 1788 and encodes 478 amino acids.